AUGACAGCUCAAAUCAUGGCGCCUCCACCUCAACCGGAAACUCCAUCCAAACCGGAACCCCAACAUCAACCACCCAGUCCCCCCGAUACCACAACUGCACUUCCGGUUGCUCUAUCUCCUCCAGAGACAAAGAUAGAUAUAAAACCGGAACUCAAGCCAUUCCAUCGCCGCCUCUUGCAAUUCGCCCAGCGCCCGAAAAAGGAGACAUCCACCAGGUCAAAGAAAGAAGAGCAACAGCGCCAGAUUGAGGCUCUGACCAGGGAAGGGUACCUGAUCCCACCAGCUCUGACAAAGGGAUCGAAGACCCAAAAGGAAGCAAACCAAUCCAAGGAAAGCCUGUCGCUAUCUGUUUCCAGAUCUCUCUCAAAGUCGAAGCGAGACGUGGAAAACAUUGGACAGCCAUGGCUGCAAGCCAAAGCCGAUGGAAGGAACCGGCCAACCCAAGGAAGCGGUCGAUUGGCCGCUCUGGACUUGGAUGACUUUGGGUCUAUGGUGGACGUUGCAGUAUCUCUCACUCCGGACUUUGAUGACUCCGUGCCACCACCAUACCAGCCCACUGAUAACGGACCCUCCCAAUCGUCAUCAUCAUUGAUUCCGGUCCCAAGCUCUGCGGGAGAUUCAAGCCCGCCAAGAUCUAUCAGGCCGCCUUCAUCUAUAGCCUCAACUAGCCGCUCAUACCGGAAUGUUUCCAUUGAUGAGCAGAUCCAACGGCCAUCUGUUCCCGCGGAGUCUGAAGCUCGCGACGCCUCGCAAGAUGCCAGCUCUAACCCAAAGAUCAAUCAUGCAUCAUCCAGUGUGAAGGAUUCCACGUCAACACCCAGAGCUUCUUGUGAUAGCCUGAGACGGGACCAGUCGGACUCGUCUUCCGUUCGCAACGUGACUCCAUCUCAACCAACACUAAAGCUCUUCCCCGACGUUGCACCCCCUCGGAAAUCAAGUAUGGCUGCCUGGAGGGCUUCGGUGGUUCCUCGCAACCAGAUAGUCAACAAUCUCGCGGCGUCCGCCACUUCAAAUGUGUCGUCGCCCAGCUCGCAAUAUAAGCCUCCCAGCAACAAGGUUGACUCCGAACCGCCCCGGAAAUCGUCGGAUGUCUUUACAGAUACACCUGCCACAGCGCCUGAGCCACAAUGCGCGGGUGCUGAUGAGCCAAAGCCUGAUCCAGUGACCCCUGCUGCUUCAGAGAAGGCGACAGAGGAGUCCAGCUCGCCAAGCCAGGUCAAGUCCCGGCGAACCUCGCUUUCCAUGGGCGCCUUGAAGGCGUUCCCAUUGCCUGCGCCAACUCGGCCUUUGCCUUCGUUGCCUGAAAUUGAGCGUUCCCCGAGUGCACCCCCAGAAAGUGGAGCUCGAUCCAUUCGAUCAACCCGAUCAGGGCCCGGACCCUCCAACUUGCACUCUUCUUCUUCGGCAGUACCAGAUACCGAAGAGACCGAGUCUGUCAUUGACAGCCCUCGAACACUCGACUCGCGCCCAGCGACUGCGCUUGGCAGUAUCGGAGCUGGUGGAUCCCUCGCUGACGAUGAGGAGAGUCUCUUCGCUCCAUCAAUAUCUGAUCAUUCCAAGUCUGCCCCAGGGCUCUGCGCUCCCAGAGGACGCGCAUCUAGCGUGCGUAUUCCACGGAUGCAGGAGCUCCCCGAGACCCCUGACCAGGACAAAGGCCAGCCCUUGGCCGACUCGCCUGUCCUGGGGCAUGGCCCGAACGGCAAGCGUGCUGUGCCAGAGCUCCGCAUCAACCCAAAGGUUGCUCGUGAGAAUCUUCCCUUCGGACUGCCUUCGCCUCCACCUACAGGCUCCCUGCCAGCGGCUCCCCCUCCCCAACACCCUCCACCACCACCUCCUCCCGGGCGCAAGAUUGCACAACGCAAUGUCACAGCACCCCAUCCUGGCAAGCUUUCAUCAAUGAAAAGCAGAGAUGCUCCUACCGGGCCUGGAUCUUACCGCAACUCCAUGAUCUCUCGUAGUGACAGCUCCCGAAGCAGUCUUCGAAACGAAAGCUUCCCCGAUUCUGGCGAGAAUCACCACGAGUCUCGACCCGAGUCUCCCAUUGCUUCGUCGGAUGACGAGGUCAUUGGAUCCAAAAAGGGCAAGAACCCAUCACACCGCGAGCCCACCAAGCACCAACGUGUCCAAACAGUGCGCCGCGAGCAUGAUGCCGCAGAUGCACAGCAGCCAUCCAGUCGCUCGCGCCUUCGCUUCCCCCAACCAAGUCGCUCCAUCCCUCACAGCCGCAGCAGCCACAGUCUCGAUCAAGCUUCAUCCCAGCCCAAGCACUCUCAGCAGACACACCGAUCUCGAGAGUCUCAUGGUCGCCAACGUGCGCCUCAGACAGAUCACUACCUCGAGGAUCGAGUGGCAAACCUCGAGCGCCAAAACCAGAUGCUUCAAGCUGCUCUCAUGGCGGCAUUAAAUGCCAGUGGCAAGAACCCUUUGGAGGGUCUCAAUAUCGACCCUAACAUGACACCAUCGUUCCAAAACGCUCCUUAUGUCAAUCAAUAUACAUCUCGUCAUUCGCGUCGUGACAGCUGGGUUAGUUCGUCUCGAAGCAGCGAGCACAGCGGAUACGACGCGAACUCGUGCCAAGAUGGCCGUGCCAAUGUCAAGCACUUUGACCAUAUGAUCGAGGACAUUGAGACUGGGUGGAUGUCGGACAAGUCCAGUCUCAGUGGAGCUCGAAUCGUCCACCGACGAUAA
Molecule: messenger RNA, 2688 nt
Organism: Penicillium brevicompactum
Lineage: Eukaryota; Fungi; Ascomycota; Eurotiomycetes; Eurotiales; Aspergillaceae
Exons: 1
Coding region: 1-2688 (895 amino acids)
Source: RefSeq, a predicted model, not a curated record